AUGAGGGUUGGAACCAGUUUCCUCGCACUCUUUUCAUUGCUAUUGCUUCUUUUUCUGCCACUUUCAAGUUCUCAACUUUUACCAGACACUGGCAUCUCAUCACGCACCCUUGAUGCCAUUCUUCAAGAUUGUGCCUUUAAGGCAUUUUCGAGGCCAAAAACUGGGGUACCUUAUGAUGCUCAAGUGCCCAGAAACCUAACUGGGGUUAGAGUUUCAGCAAUGAGGCUUAGGAGUGGUAGUUUGAGAACAAGGGGUGUUGAAAGCUACAAAGAAUUUCAGAUCCCAAUUGGGGUUGUUGAGCAACCUUAUGUAGAGAGGCUUGUUUUAGUGUACCAUAACUUAGGCAAUUGGUCUGAGAAGUUCUACCCAUUGCCUGGUUACUCUUAUUUGGCUCCUAUUUUGGGCCUAAUGUCUUAUAGUGGUGCCAAGUUGUCAGCUUAUGAGUUGCCUGAAUUGGAUAUUAGAGCUUCAGAUAACCCAAUUUUGAUCAAGUUCAAUGAUGUGAAAAAAGCACCAUCAGGGUCAGUGCCUAAGUGUGUGUACUUUGAUCUACAUGGUUCAGUGCAAUUUGACAUCCUAGUACAUGGUAAUGUGUGUUCAACAUUCCAACAAGGACACUUCUCUAUUGUUGUGGAAUCCAAUGCUCCAUCACCAGCACCUGCUGCUGUUGCUGUUGCUGCUGAUGUUGGGGGAUAUAGUGGGAAGAACAAAUCCAAGGUUUGGAUAAUUGUUGCAUCUUUGGUUGGUGGGUGCAUUUUGUUGAUCAUGUUGAGUCUAUUGGUGGGAAAAGUGAGAAGAACCAAACAAGGGAUGAAGAUUCAGCAAUUGGAAUGGGUAGCUGAAAGCAAUGAAACCUUGCAUAUGGCAUCCAUUGGAGGCACCAAAGCACCACUGGCAGUGGGGACUCGCACAAGACCAACAAUUGAAAAUGAUUACAUUCCUUAG
Molecule: messenger RNA, 945 nt
Organism: Abrus precatorius (Indian licorice)
Lineage: Eukaryota; Viridiplantae; Streptophyta; Magnoliopsida; Fabales; Fabaceae
Exons: 1
Coding region: 1-945 (314 amino acids)
Cellular component (GO): membrane
Source: RefSeq, a predicted model, not a curated record